Messenger RNA from Pelodiscus sinensis (Chinese soft-shelled turtle), 4767 nucleotides. Its product is annotated as macrophage mannose receptor 1-like. The record is from RefSeq and is a predicted model, not a curated record. NCBI's taxonomy places the organism in Eukaryota, Metazoa, Chordata, Testudines, Trionychidae.
GUGACAGGAUAUUUCCUCAUUUAGAGCCCAGGGCUUUCUUCUCAUCUAUCAGCCUUUCAAAACAUAGUAGGAUCUACCACCCAGCACUUUACAAAAGGAAUUUUGACAGCAAGUAAUUGUAAUUCAUCACUUAGUGGAAAGGAAGAAGGGAAUGAAACAUUUGCCAUGAUUCCCUCCACAUGGCUUAUUGUCCUCUUUCUCCUGCACAGUGCUUUGCAGCUGCUGGGUGACACAGAAAAACUUUGGAUUACAGAUUCUUUGACAGGUUUCCACUAUCAGGUUAACUCCCAGCCACUUGUAACAUGGCAUCACACAAGGAAAAGCUGCCAAGAACAGAAUGCAGAAUUGUUAAGUAUCACAGAGAUUCAGGAGCAAACAUACCUGAGAGAGAUCACUAAAAAUAUUGAUUCUGCUCUUUGGAUUGGACUUAACAGUUUGAAUCUCAACAGUGGAUGGCAGUGGAUUGGUAGCAGUCCUCUCCGAUAUUUGAACUGGGCUCCAGGAAGCCCCUUUCCAGUCCCAGGUAAACUCUGUGCAGUGCUGAAUCCCAGAAGAGCUUCUACAUGGGAAAAUCAGGCAUGUAAUGAGAAACAUGGCUACAUUUGUAAAAGGGAAAAUUCCACUUUGGAGUCCCUCAGUAUACCCUCAGAUCAUGCUCAGUCUAUUAUAUGCCCUAAGGGCUGGUUGCCAUACACAGGCCACUGUUAUAUGAUUCAUAGAGAGCCCAAGUUAUGGAAGGAAGCUUUGACAUCAUGUAAGAUGCAAGAUGGAAAUUUGGCGAGUAUACAUAAUAUUCCAGAGCACAGCUUUAUAGUUUCUCAGCUUGGCUACAAGCCAACUGAAGAGCUGUGGAUUGGACUGAAUGCCCUUAAGAUUCAACUGUAUUUUGAAUGGAGUGAUGGGACACCUGUGACAUAUAUCAAAUGGCUACGCAAUCAACCCAGCUAUACAAAGAGGCAAGAAGAUUGUGUUGUUAUGAAGGGACAGGAUGGAUAUUGGGCAGCCAAUGUUUGUGAAAAGAAACUUGGUUAUAUCUGCAAAAGGACACCCUUAGCCCAAGCUCCCAGAGAAGAGGAGGUAAUCCAUCCAGGCUGCCAGAGAGGCUGGACAAGACAUGGUUUUCAUUGUUAUUUGGUUGGACAUACAUUUGUAACAUUCUCAGAAGCAAAUAAGACAUGUGAAGGAAGCAACGGUUACCUGGCUACUGUUGAAGACAGAAAUGAACAAGUCUAUCUGAUUAGUCUGAUUGGGCUGAGGCCUGAAAAAUAUUUCUGGAUCGGUCUUUCACAUGCAGAGGAACAAGGGACUUUCAAGUGGGCCAAUGGUGAAGCAGUUCUGUUCACUCACUGGAACUCAGCAAUGCCUGGAGGAAAGUCAGGCUGUGUUGCCAUGGAAACUGGGAUUGCAGCUGGAUUAUGGGAUGUUCUUAGUUGUGAGAAAACAGCAACAUUUCUCUGCAAGCAGUGGGCUGAGGGUGUGACACAUCCUCUGAUUCCUUUAACAUCUCUUGCCCCUACAUGUCCUGAAGGCUGGGAUUCAAACAAUUAUAUUAGCUCAUGCUUCAAAAUUUUUGUGAGAGAAGGAAACCAAAAGAAAUCAUGGUUUGAAGCUGAAGAAUUUUGUAGAGAAAUAGGAGGACACUUGAUCACUAUCAGCAGAAAAGAAGUAAAGCAUACAAUAUGGCAGGUGCUUCUGGAAAAGGGAUUUCUCUUUCAGCGUUUCUGGAUUGGUUUGAUUUACUUGAAUCCUGAUGAAGGAUAUACCUGGACUGAUGGCUCUUCAGUGAUUUAUGAAAACUGGGGUGAAGGAGAACCCAACAAUGACAAAGGAAUUGAACAUUGUGGGAUGUUUGAGGGAAAUUCAAAAAUGCAGUGGAAUGACUUGUAUUGUGAACAUUUACUUAAUUGGAUUUGUGAAAUAAAAAAAGGUACACCAUCAAAACCUGAACCAAGUACCACAUUUGAUUAUAAGGUCACUGAUGAUGGAUGGGUUAUCUAUGAAGACCAGCAGUACUACUUCAGCACGGAAAAUGUCCAUAUGGAGAAAGCUUGGGAUAUUUGCAAGAAGAAGUUUGCAAAUCUUGUUGUCAUUGACAGUGAAAGUGAACGCAAAUUUCUUUGGAGAUAUAUUUACACUAAAAACAGAAUGAAUUCAUAUUUCAUUGGUCUAAUGGUCAGCUUUGAUCAAAAAUUUAGCUGGCUGGAUGGAACCCCAGUAAACUAUGUAGCCUGGGCCCCAAAUGAACCCAACUUUGCAAAUAAUGAUGAAAACUGUGUGGUCAUGAACAAAGAUUUUGGCUAUUGGAAUGACAUAAGCUGUGGUAUUCGAAAUGCCUUUAUCUGUGAAAGGCACAACCAUUCUACUCAUUCAGAUUUUGCUCCAACAGCACGUUCUCCUCUGGGAGGAUGCCCUGAAAACUGGCUUUUGUUUAAUAAUAAGUGUUAUAAAAUAUUUGGGUCCGGUGAAACAGAGAGACUGUCUUGGCAUGCUGCCCGAAGCACUUGCAUAAAAUUAGGAGGAAACCUAGCUUCAAUACAUAAUGAACAAGUGCAAGCCUUCCUCACCUUCCAUUUAAAGGAUGUCAUGGCUGAAACCUGGAUUGGACUGAAUGAUAUUAAGGAGGAGCACCAUUAUCUUUGGACAGAUGGGAGUUUAUUUGACUAUUCAAAGUGGGCCACAAAUUUCCCAUUUAGAGAUCGUUAUACGGUUGUGGAGUGGACAUAUAUUACAUUGGAGACUGACUGUAUUGCAAUGAUGAAGAAAUCUAUAGAAGAGGAAGGGUACUGGGGAAACAAUGACUGUCAGCAGAACAAUAGUUAUAUAUGCCAGAUGGACAGCAACCCUGAUUUAUUUCGUUCCCCAGCAAUUCCAGCCUCAGACAUAAUUCAUUAUGGUAACUGUAGCUAUUCAAUCAUCCACUCCAAAAUGAAUUGGGAAGAGGCACGAAACAACUGCAAGAAAAAAUCUUUAGAACUUGCUAGCAUUUUGGAUCACUAUAGUGCUUUAUUCCUGUGGUUAUACGUGUUGCAGUUUGGAGAGCCAGCAUGGAUUGGUCUCAACAGCAAUGUGACUGAUGGCUAUUACAGAUGGACUGAUCACAGGAAAAUCAAAUAUUCUAACUGGGCUAGAAGGGAACCAAAACAGGAAAUAGCUUGUGUCUAUCUAGACCUUGAUGGAACCUGGAAGACAGCAUCCUGUGAUGAAAAUUAUUUCUCUGUCUGCAAACAGUCUGAUGUCAUAGCUCCUACUGAACCUCCACAACUCCCUGGAAAAUGUCCUAAAUCAAGAAACCAGGUAUCUUGGAUUCCUUUUCGUGGCCAUUGUUACUUUUUUAAUGCCCACGGUACCAGCUGGGGUGAAUCUGCUACUGAAUGCAUUCGAUUAGGUGCUACUUUGGUUUCAAUAGAAGAUUUAGAUGAAUCUAAAUUUCUAGCCGACACUAUUGAGCCACAUCAAGGAAAGAUAAGUGGGUUUUGGACAGGAAUGUACAGAAAUGUUGAUGGGCGAUGGUUAUGGCUAGACAAAAGUGCAGUAGAUUUUGUCAAUUGGCAAAAAGAAGAGCCUUCGAGUAAGCUUUUUGAGUAUUGUGUGGAAAUGGCUGCAUCAUCUGGGUACUGGAAUACCAUUCUCUGCUCUUACCAAAAGGGGUCCAUUUGCAAGAAACCAAAAAUGAUUGACACUGAACCAAGUGAGAAUCUGAUCAUUAAGAAAGAAGCAUCUGCCCACAGCACAACUUGGAUUCUAAUUAUUCUGGUCCUUAUCCUAGCAGGAGUGGGCCUCACAGCCUGUUUCUUAUUCAGGAAAAAAAGACAAAAUAAAUUACAAACAGAUGCCAGCAUCAGUAACGUGCUAUUAGAACAUAGAGAUACUGUAAGUAGAGUGAGGGAUGCAAAGGAAUCUAUGGAUAAGAAAGAGCAAAAUGAACAGACUGUCAUAUAGUGUGAUAAAAUCACUGAAUUAUGUAACUGGAGCAAAUGAAAUCUUAAGCAAAUUAGCAUUCUUUAGUAUAUACGCUGUUCUAUGCUCUGACUAUUUUUGUACACCUACUAGCAGACACAAUUAUUGUUUUUGCACUCUUGGAAAAAGUCCUAAAACAAUUUCACGGGGGGGAAACAUUUGCACAUAUAUAGUGUGGCUAACUGACGAGUAUGGCAAGUAGAUCACUGAAGAAAACUAAAAUGAAACACACAGCAGUGUGAAAGAGGCAUCUUUGAUUUUUAGUCUUGUAUUGCCAUUACUCAUAGAGAAUGUGAAGACAGCUAUGUGUUCACUCUAGAAAGCCAGCUAUUUAGACUAUAUAUCAGUUCAACAUUUUAAAAAACUGUAGUAUUAUUUCAGUCAAGAUUUUAUAGAUAGAUAGAAACAAAAAAAUCUUAUUUUACACAAAAUGUUUUGCACAUUCUAUUAGUUCAGGAUUACACUCUUAUCAAAUUAUCAAGUGUGUAUUAAUUUUUUUCUCACAAUAUAGGAAUAGAUGAAAGUCAAAUGUCAAUGGUUUUCUCUCGUUCAUACUUAUACUUUGUGUCUGUAAAAUAAAUAAGGCUGUUUAUUUUGCUACUGGCUUGCAUUUUUAUAAUAUUCUAUUAAUGCAAUUUUUUUAUCAGCUUCAACUUAACAUAAAAUAUGCAGACAAAAGAAUCUGUUACUUAGAUAAGUAAUGAUGAGGUUAGCAUGCAGAGAUGCUGAUGAAGAGAUACAUUUACUUGUGAGAUGGAAGAAUAAAAUAUGUCCAAAAUAUACCCAUCUAAAAAAGAAAAAUAAACAAUA